AUGGACAAAAGGUGGAUACAGAACCCGAACAAAUGCGCAGACGAAUACUUGGAUGGAAUCGAGGAUUUUAUUGAGUUUGCACGUAGACACAAUCCGGGUGCAACUAGAAUCCAUUGUCCUUGUAGGAGGUACAACAACACGUUAUGGGAGACAAUUGAAAGGAAUGGAAUGAUUGAGACAUAUAGCAUUUGGAACCUUCACGGGGAACAAUUAGAGCAUGCUUCGUCUUCAAAUGCCACAAGAGUGGACAAUGUUCAACCUAUUGUGGAUGCUAAUGAUCAAGUCAUGGAUAUUAUACAGGAUGUUUUUCCAUUUGCAUCGACCAACAUGAAUCAAGAAGAGCAAGAUGAUGUGCCUACACCAAUAGACAGUGCGGAGUUUGAACAAUAUGAAAAAUUGUUAAAAAAUGCCAACCAAGAGUUAUACCCGGGGUGCGAGAGCUUUUCCGUUCUUACGGCCAUUGUGGAGCUAAUGCACGGAAAAAUAAAGUAUCGUAUGUCGAACUUGUGUUUCGAUUACUUUUUGGGGGUUUUCAAGAGAAUGCUUCUGACGGACAAUUGUUUGCCGAAAGACCAUAAACAGGCGCAAAAUGUGUUGAAUGGUCUGGGAUUGGGUUAUGAAAAAAUUCAUGCUUGCAAAAACAAUUGCAUGUUAUUCUACAAAGAGCAUGAAUCGUUGGAUACAUGUCUUAUAUGCAAUGAGUCGAGGUUCAAGAUGACAUCUCAGAAUAGGACGACUAAGAUCCCACAAAAAGUCAUGCGUUAUCUGCCCCUGAAACCUAGGUUGCAGCGAUUGUAUAUGUCGACGCAUACUGCCACAUACAUGAGAUGGCAUAAGGAAAAACGGGUGGACGAUGAUGUGAUGCGGCAUCCUGCAGAUGGGGAGGCAUGGAAAGAGUUUGAUCGAACGUUCCUCGAGUUUGCUGCUGAUCCCAUAAAUGUUAGAUUGGGACUUGCCACUGACGGAUUCAAUCCGUAUGGGGUUCUAAACCAACACCACAGCACUUGGCCGAUUUUCGUAUUCCCAUAUAAUUUGCCGUCUUGGAAAUGCAUGAAAAAAGAAUACAUGAAAAAAGAAUACAUGAUGAUGACUGUUUUGAUAACUGAGGAUCCUGGGAGGUCAAUCGAUGUUUACUUAAGGCCGCUGGUUGAUGAGCUGAAGGAUUUAUGGACAAACGGUGUUCGCACGUACGAUAAAUCAACUGGGAAGAUAUUCACUUUGCGGGCAGCAGUUAUGUGGACUGUGAAUGAUUUCCCAGCAUAUGCAAUGGUUUCUGGGUGGAGCACAAAAUGUUAUAUGGCAUAUCCUGUAUGCAAGGAAGAUGUAACUUCUGGUUGGCACGCUGGAAAAGUUUGUUACCUUGGUCAUCGGAGAUGGUUGCCAUGGGACCAUGAGUGGAGGGAAAAAGAUAAAGAGUUCGACGGGAACACAGAGCGUCGCCUUAGACCUAGAGAAUGGUCUGGUGAUGAGAUAUUGGACCAGCUUAACCGGUUGGAUUUUGCUCCCUUCGGGAAAACAGUUAGUCGUAUCAGACCUUCUACACAUAUGAACUGGACGCACAAGCCUAUGUUUUUUGAGCUCCCAUAUUGGUCGAAACUCAAAUUGAGGCACAAUCUAGAUGUAAUGCAUGUUGAGAAAAAUGUAUUCGACACAUUGGUGGGCAUGAUUCUAGAUAUCGAGGGGAAGACAAAGGACACGAUCAAAGCUCGUCUUGAUUUGGAAAGAAUGGGCAUACGAAGGGGUUUAUGGAUGAAUAGGGACAAUGUUAAAGCUAGAAGGGAUCUUGCAUUCUUUUCUAUGAAACCGAAUGACAAGAAAGAGUUUCUAAAGUUUGUAUCGUCUGUAAAGUUUCCCGAUGGGUAUGCUUCUAAUAUCGCACGUUGUGUGAAUGUUGACGGGGGUAAAUUUAUUGGACUUAAGAGCCAUGACUGCCAUGUGUUUAUACAACGCCUACUUCCUGUGAGUAUUCGACACCUAUUGCCGGAAGAUGUAGUGAAGCCAAUCAUUUUGUUGUCCAUAUUUUUUUCCCAACUGACGGCAAAAACUUUGCGAAAAACGGACAUGUUUCAGUUGCGCCAUGACAUUGUCCAAGUCCUAUGCAAGUUUGAGACGAUAUUUCCUCCAGCUUUCUUCACAGGUAUGAUGCACGUGAUGGUUCACUUGCCAGAAGAGGCAUUGCUUGCUGGUCCUGUCAACUAUUGCUGGAUGUAUCCAAUAGAAAGGGCGAAGCCCGAAGGAUCAAUUGUAGAGGCUUGGGUUCAAUAUGAGUCGCUUAAUUUCUACGGAAUGUAUUUAAAAGAUGUGGCGACGGUUUUCAAUCGUCCUCAGCGCAAUCAUGACGGAGGUAUGAGAAAUGAAAAACUUUCUGUUUUUGCCCAAAGCGCACGACCCUUUGGAGAUCCUGGACGAGGGAAGUCGUUUUCUAGAAAUGACAUGGAGGUGAAUAAGUUGAAAUCAUCAAAUUCCCCAACUUACAGUGAUGAGUUAUAUAACUUGGCGUUCGGCCCGAUUCGCGCUGAAUUGUUCUCGGGUUGUAAUGUCAACGGCGUCAAAUUUUUGGGGGUUGCACGAGAUGACAAGUUGUGUACGCAAAACAGCGGUGUCCAUGUCCCAGGUGGAGGCGAAAGUACGGACAUUGAUUUCUAUGGCAAACUCACAACUGUCGUGCAAUUGCUUUACAAAGAUCGAUAUCAAGUGAUCAUGUUUAAGUGUCGAUGGUUUGACACCAACCCAAAUAGGCCGGGAAGUGUUAAAAUCGAUCAUGGCUUACUAUCUGUGAACAUGAACAGAACUUGGUAUGAUGACGACCCUUAUAUUUUGGCAAACAUGGCAACACAAAUUGUGUAUCUAGAUGACCCUAAAGCCGGAAGCGGUUGGAACGUUGUUCAAAAGAUGGAUCAUAGGAACGUGUAUGCUAUACCAAAACUAGACCCAACUGACAACGACGUCGACAAUGUGGCUGACCAACGUUUAGAAUCUUCAAUGGAAAAUGAUGCGGAAACACUUCGAGAUACAAAUGUUAUACAAGAGCCAUUUCAAAUACAAGGAGUGUCUUCAAUCGAAAUACCGAUUCAGUCAAUUACAAUUGACCUCGGUGAUCUUCCGCGAUAUGAUGUUGCAGUUGGCCCGAGCAACGACGAUGAUGUAGUUAUAGAGGAGGCGGAGGAGGAGGAGGAGGAAGAGGAUUGGGAGACCGAAAGUGAUGAUAACGACGAUAACGAAAGUUAUUAUAGUUCAGAUGAUGAAUGA
Molecule: messenger RNA, 3249 nt
Organism: Prunus armeniaca (apricot)
Lineage: Eukaryota; Viridiplantae; Streptophyta; Magnoliopsida; Rosales; Rosaceae
Source: the annotation of a GenBank genome assembly